Drosophila hydei is the source of this 3106-nucleotide messenger RNA. Its product is annotated as F-box/LRR-repeat protein 7-like. NCBI's taxonomy places the organism in Eukaryota, Metazoa, Arthropoda, Insecta, Diptera, Drosophilidae. The transcript is spliced from 4 exons. The coding region runs from base 561 to 2525 and encodes 654 amino acids. The record is from RefSeq and is a predicted model, not a curated record. Gene Ontology annotation, biological process: SCF-dependent proteasomal ubiquitin-dependent protein catabolic process. Gene Ontology annotation, molecular function: protein binding; nucleic acid binding. Gene Ontology annotation, cellular component: SCF ubiquitin ligase complex.
UAUGUUUUAACUUACGAAAUUAAAGUGCGAAUGAGAAAAAUACAAAUUUACUGUUUUAUUUCAAACUAAAAUCAAUCGGGGAAAACACAAACGCCCACACUAUCGAUAGAUUUUAUUUCGAUAGUUAGUAAUCGGAGUAUCUGAGUAUCCGUUAACCUCAUGCAACAGGCAACAAAAACGAAAGCAAAAUUUGUGGCGCAUAUUUGUGUAAAAGCAAAAUAAAUUCUACGAUAGAUGUGGCUCUGCUUCUGCAGUCACAGAAGAACGCACAAUUAUUAAAGUAUAUAGACUUUCACAAACUUAAAAUUGAAAACAAAAAUUCGUUUCUAUGAAGCACCAGCGACUGAUAAGAGCUGUUGCGAUAGCUAGGUAGAGAUGUGUAAUACCAAGUAACCGGCUACUAUCGCUGAACUCAAUGCAACAGACGGAUUGACACUGAUUACCUUUAACAAAAAGUGCAAGGAAAAGUUGGGGUGCAUAUUUGUGAAAGAGUUAAAAGUUAUUUCUACGAUAAACGUAGCUGUGCUUCAAUUGUCGAACUAGAAUCUGAAAAGUUGAAGAUGAACGACGUGGACAAUUUUUUCACAAAUGGUCCGCGCAUUCCUCGCAAAAGUGUCAAUUUUCAGCAGGUACUGCCUAAAACGUAUUAUUUUCUGGACAAUGAGGCCUACACCGAGGACCACAUUCUGGUUAAAAAGCUGUAUAUGUUUCAUGUGGCGCCAGCGCUAUCAGUGAAACACCUGAAAGAGUAUUUCAUGACGUUCGGAAAAGUGAAGCAUUUGGAUCUGCACACUAAUCUCCAAACUAGCAGCGGUUCCGGCUCGAAGGUCUCCGCUGAGAAGCUAAAAACAAAAUGCGGCGUUAUUGUCUUCGACGAUGCUCAAUGUGCUGCUAAGGCCUUGCGUCGCAAAGUACACUAUGUGAAGAACGCUCGACUCUCGGUAGUGCCCAGCGACAGCUGGCAUCAGCCGGAUGUUUAUGACAAAGAUUGCAACAAGCCAGGGUCAGCUGAUGGAGAUGAACCGCUGGCUGCCAUAUUGAAUCUCAACGAUCAUUGCUUAGAUCACAUAUUUCGACUAUUGCCGCGGCCUGACCGCAUUCACUUUGCUCGCGUUUGUCUUCGUUUCCGAGAGAUUUAUAUUCAAGCAGCGCCAGCACUGGAUAAGUCAAUCACAUUUGAGGAGUUUGCUGACUUGACCAUGUGGGAUGUGCGUGAUUUUUUUAUGUUGUCCGGUAGCCAUGUAAAGGAGAUGGUAGGCGUUAUACCGCAGCGCCAUAUCAAGCGUCUGGCGGAAUAUUUGGGCAGCAACUGCAUAAAUUUGACUACUCUAAAAAUUUCGGCCAAUAAGUUGCCCCUGAACAUCAUGGAAAAGAUAUUUGCAAAACUAGAUAAGCUGCAGAUCCUACAAUUACGCGGCUGCGAUUUAAGAAAUGAUGCGCUUCUCGCGCUAAAAAAUUUACCAGAGCUAAAGGUUCUCGAUCUAUCGAACAAUAACCGAUUGACCGGUCAGAAUAUGAAUCGUUUGCCACCUACCAUUGAAUCGCUUACUUUAACUAGGUGCACCAGCGUGCAAGCGAAGCUGUUGAUCAAGGCUUUGAAAACGUUGACACAGCUGAAGGAGCUACACUUGAAGGGGAUUUAUGCAAUAGGCUCGGCAUUUAAGCAGCUGGUCGAAAGCCAGCGAUUUCACACACUGGAGGCGAUGACAAUUACCAAUAGCUCUGGCUUUCUCAUGGGCAAUAGCUAUGAGUAUAUUGCCAAACUGCCAAGUCUCAAGAAAGUUAUUGUGUACAGCCACGAUAGCGACACCCUUCUAAGUCCCGAGCUGCUGUCCUGGCUGGUAGAGCACAAAGCGGAGCAACUGGAACAUUUUGAGACACGUGGGAUGAAUUGUUUGAAUGGAUCGAUGAUGGCACAAAUCGGCAAGCUAAUUGGGUUGCGCACGCUUGCAAUACCAGGAAAUAAUAUAGUCGGGGCUCGAGAGAUGGAGGCUCUGUGCACACUGCAACAGCUGGAGGAGAUCAAUCUGAAGUAUUGUGACAAUAUUACCGAUCAAUCCGUGCUUCAUUUGGUACUGUCUUGCCCCAAGUUACGCGUUUUGCGUCUAGAUAAUUGCCGGCAGCUCUCGGAAAAGCUCUUAUCUGAUAUUGUAUUCAAGAUACGCUUGCAAAUACAGCAAAAGGAAACGGAACGGCCGUUGCCAAUCAAGAUUUUAUUAUACGGCUGCAACAUAAGUCAGCUGAGCCUAAAAAUAGAAGAAAUGGCGGGCAAGGACAUUAUAAGUGUGCCAUACGAGCCGCCACCAACAGCAGAUCUCCACUUCUUCGACUCGGCCGAGAUGUUGAUCUUCGACGACGAGGUAUGCUUUGGAUCGGAUGACAUAUAUGAUGUAUUUAGCGAUCAUGAUUACGAAGAUAAUGAAGACUUCGAUAAUGAUGAAGAUUAUGAAGACUACGAUGGCUUCGAUGAUGGUUACGAUAUCGUUGAGAUGGACAUAUCGGAUGUGGAAGAUUACUGGGAUUAAUAUACGAGGUGCUGUUAUUUGUGAAUUCAUUUCGCAUUUUCUUUUGCCAAACGAUGCUUACGAUUAUGUUACUAAAUAUAGAAAUGGUUAUGUACCAGUGAAACAACUGAAAUUUCGUUAUUUUAUUUGUUUGUUUUUUAAUUUAUAAUCAUUUAAUUAUAGUUAAAUACAUUUUUUUGCAUAGUUUAUGGUGUGCUUUGUAUUUGCUUAAAACCCAUUUUCUAAACGCAUUGAAAACCUAAAAAUCGUUGUUUUUCCAUUUCCUUUUGCAUUUGCAUUUUAAUUUAUUUUUUAUUUUAUUGUACGCUUAUUAUUUUAUUAUGUCAUUUUGAUUAAGUGCCAAAUGCGGCUUGGCGUGGCUUGGCUUAGCUUGGUGUCUUGGGUACUUCUUAAACAUUUAAUUGACUUGAAAGGGCGGGAAAUUGCACCGAAAAUUUAACAAAGAAAGAAUAAAAGUUAAAUGUGUGUUUAACCUAAGAUAAAUUAUCAACUUUCGAAUAUAUAGCAGUAUUAACAAUUCCAUAAAUACAGAUAUUUAGAUAUAGAUUUACAUAUAUAUAUAUAUAAAUGUGUUUAAAGCA